Messenger RNA from Vanessa tameamea, 4096 nucleotides. Its product is annotated as homeotic protein antennapedia-like. Gene Ontology annotation, cellular component: nucleus. Gene Ontology annotation, biological process: anterior/posterior pattern specification; negative regulation of transcription by RNA polymerase II. The coding region runs from base 901 to 1812 and encodes 303 amino acids. The record is from RefSeq and is a predicted model, not a curated record. Gene Ontology annotation, molecular function: DNA-binding transcription factor activity, RNA polymerase II-specific; RNA polymerase II cis-regulatory region sequence-specific DNA binding. NCBI's taxonomy places the organism in Eukaryota, Metazoa, Arthropoda, Insecta, Lepidoptera, Nymphalidae. The transcript is spliced from 3 exons.
ACUGUCAGUGUGUUUGUGUCCCGCGUUGCACGCGCGCGCGUCUGUGUGCGUACCCACUCAUGGCAGCGGACUAUGACGGCUCGUAGAUUUGACAGCUAGCUCAAUGCGGGUUCAGACGUUCAUUAUACACCGACCGAUGUAAUAUCGUGAAAUUGUUGACAGUUUAUUUACGUGCGAAAAGGACAGUGGUGCCGUGUGAAGUUUAGCCAAAAAUUCCGUUGUGAUAUAUUUAAUUGCAAGUUUUCGCGCGAACUUGAACUUGACUUCCGCCAAGUCCAGUUUCCCGAUUGAUAUGUGACAUGCCCGUUUCAAGUAUUUAUUUAUCAUGUUCGCAAUUAGAUGCGCUUCGUUGAAAAUCGUUCUAAGGGGCAACGGAAUGAAUAAAAUAUCGCUAGCGAUUUGGUGGUCCCAACUAGACGGAAUGGUAACUCUAUUUGAGGAGUUGAAAAAAUAAAUUGGACACUAAUGAGACGAGUUGGAGUACACCGAUUAAUUAUGACAAGAAUGAGGUGAUAUUCGAAAUUAUCGUUAAUUUUCGAAUAAUAGUGAUGUGAAGAUAGAAAACAUUAAUCUUAAGAACCAGUGCGAGUUUAGUUUUUGACAUUUUAUUACGUAGUAUUUAGCAAUUUAAUUUUUUUUAUUUCUUUAAUAUAAUAGUUUUGGAUAACCGUUCCUUUCAAUGGAUUAAGUGGAUUAUUAAUUGAUUCGCCGAGUUUCUGAUGAGGAUACACCGUCCGCUGGUACAUCGUGAAACAACUUCAGUGGGAUCAAUCGCUGCUGUGUAGUGAAUGGAAUCCGAAGUGCUUGUGUAGUGACUGAUAGCGUGAUAGUGUCGGCCUUAGUGGCCGAAGUCCUGCGACGGAAGAUACGGACGCGAGCCACGCGGGCUGCGGGCCCGCGAUGAGCGCUAACAACUGCGACAGCAUGACAUAUUUCUCAAACGCUUACAUGCCAGACAUGAGGAACGGUGGUGGACACGAUCAUCAACAAGCACAUGCGCACUAUGGCGCUGUGCCACAGCAGGGACACGAGAUGGAGGGAUGCGACCAGCAGCUCAGGCCGGCGCAGCAUCAUUACCCCGCGCAGCCAGCACCUGGAAUGCCUUACCCAAGGUUUCCACCCUAUGACAGGUUGGGGUAUUAUCAACAAAUGGAACAAAAUGGAUACCGGCCUGAUAGUCCAUCUCAGAUGGGACACAUGGGUCCAAAAACAGAUGGUUACGGCCCAAAUGGUCAUCAACCCCCAACUCCUGCAGUCUACACGUCUUGCAAGCUACAGGCAGCAGCAGCUACGGCUGGUGGAGUGCCUGGAAGUCCCCCUUUGGAGCAGGCACAGCAGAUGCCGCAUCACAUGCAUCCCCAGCAACAUAUGGCCCAGCAUGGGAUGCCACCACACCAGCAACACCUCAUGUACCCUGUGGACGACAUGCAGCAUCAGACACAGAUGCCUCCCAUGCAUCAGCAGUCAAUGCACGCGCAACAGGCACCUCCUCAACAACCCCCGCCAAAUACCAAUGCGUCGCUGCCCAGUCCACUUUACCCUUGGAUGCGAAGUCAGUUCGAACGGAAGCGGGGACGGCAAACGUAUACCCGGUACCAGACGCUCGAACUUGAGAAGGAGUUCCACUUCAACCGGUACCUGACGCGGAGGAGACGAAUCGAGAUAGCGCACGCGCUGUGCCUCACCGAACGCCAGAUUAAAAUCUGGUUCCAGAACCGGCGCAUGAAGUGGAAGAAAGAAAACAAGACCAAAGGCGAGCCCGGCUCCGGAGACGAACCGGACAACAUGAGUCCGCCCACCUCGCCACAGUAAAAGCCUUUAGCUUAGUCGAUGGUCCGAGUGAAGGAUCGGUCCGUUUCAGAUUUAACCCAACGACACUGAGUUGGUUUGUGUCCAUUUAUUUUCAUAUAACGUUGAAUUUUGUGCACCGGAAUGAUGAAUCUGAAACGAUCGAUCCGGCGGCCGAAGUUACUAGAUCAGUUUAAUUUGUAUAAAUUGUAUGUUGGACUUUUCAUGAUAAUAUUACAUUAUAACUAAUACGUAACUUAGUGACUUGGCAUAAAGAGUAAUGAUAGUGUGAUGAAGAGAUUUUUACAGUUGUUAAGUAUAAAUUAAUUUAUAGAACAAUCUCAAUACCAAUAAUUACCAAAAAAGCAGUGUCUAUGAUUAGUAAAACUGCAUCAACGCUGAUGUGAUUGUCAACAUUAUGUACCUAGUUUGGAUAUUAUUUAAAAACUGCAGUUAAACAUGUUUCUCUGACAUAUUAUUUCCUUGACGUUAAAACAAAGUGCUUGGUUUUUUUUCUCUCUAUACAUUUUAACAGAUUUCAUGAUGUGAAAUGUACUUAUCGGUUACGGAAAAAAAAUCUCUUUAAUACUAUUAAUUUAUCCGGCUCGAGCACUUUGUAACAAAUUGAUAAAAAAAAAAAAACUAUUAAUAUUGAAUUACAAAACCAUAAGGACCUCUUAUAAUUAACCAUUGAUAAGAAGGCAAUUAGUAACGAUAUUGUUAUUAUUUAAUAUAUUUGAUGUUUUAUUUCUAAUUAAGCUAUCGAAAUGCUAUUUUGUACAUAUAAAAAAAAAUUAUAAUUUUUAGAUUUUAUGAUUAUGUACAAUUGUUUUAGUGUGAAUAAUAUUAUUGAUAUGAACUUGAAAUCAACUAGUUCUCUAAUCGAUCUUACAGGAACUAGUGUUUUUAUUUUGUGAAUCUUCUCUGAUUUUAACUCUUACUUCGUAGUUGGAAAGGCCAGUUCUACAAGUGCAAUGUAUACGAUUUUUCGAUGACACAUAUACGUAAUUAUAACUGAUAAUAAAUUCAUAGGAAGUCUAUUUAAUAUUAUUAUUAAAAGUUGAAAGGGUGAAGCUUGAGAAACUUAACGCACUUUAUUGUAUACGGACGAGAGUUUGUAGCAAUACGAUGAUGAAAAAUUAAACAAAAAAAAACACUUAAAUUCGAGUAUCAUGUAUACAGAGAAAUUCACUUAUAAUUGUAAUUAUUAUAGUGAAACAAAAGUUACCUUCGAUCCGUAGGUGCGGUGGAAUUUACUUUUUAUCUUCAUUUGAACCUAUAUGAGAUGAAUCUAAGUAGGUACGGGAGGGAAGUGUACACAGUAUACCAAAGUUAGAAAAUAAACUGAUUGAUCAGUGAUAUAAAGCCUCGGACACAGAGAGGCGAAUUUUAUUCGGCCAUUUCAAAUUAUACGAGUCUCGGAGACUAGAAUGGUAUUUUUAUAAAAUCAUUGCCUAACGAAACCAAUAUACGUAAAUAUCGAACAUUAAUUAUUUACUUGUAACUUGAUAGUCUUACGAAUAAGUACUGUUGAAACAGAGUGUUGUCUGAGAUGUGGGAAUCGGGAUCCGUUAUACGUUUGUCGAUAUAUUGUAAACUAUUUAUUGUAAAUUGUUUUAUUUUUCACAUAGAUCUUAACUAGAGAAAGUUUUUAAUAAGAACUCAGUGAGCCCGUUUCUUCUUACACAUAAUUUUUAUUUGUGCUGUGUUCGUUAAGUAAUGUAAAUUAAUAAUUGUAUAUUGUCGAUAUUUACAUUAUAUUUAUUUAUUGAUUUUGCUUUAGGUUCGCUAAUUCACGUCUUUAUUAUGAAUUGGACAGUGUCGAUGGCUGUCUGGCUGGGAUGCAUUUUGUUAAUAUGAUUUAAAAUUUGCUCAAAUAUUUUCAAUUUAUAUUGUAUUUAUAUAGUUGAACAAUGUUCGCUUGCGUUUAUCGUUUUAUAACAUUUUAUGGGACAUUGUACCAGAAAUAUAACAAACGUUUUCACUAAGUGCAAUCUGAAUAAAUCCCUUGCCAGAUGGAAUAUAUUUGGUUUGUAAAAUAAAAAAAAAAAAGAAAUAAUAUUAGUUUUAUAAAAUUUAAAUUAAGUUUCGAAUGUUAAGUCUACUGACUGUUCUUGAAUUAAAAAAAAAAAUUAGGUCCGUAGAAAAGUUACUGGGAGCCUAAUUGGAUCGAUUUUAUUUACCAUAAUUUCCUAUCAAUUCAAAAUUUAUGAAAUAUAACUAUAAUUAGUAACUUAAUAAGGUUAGGCGAGACGAUAUUGUCAUAAAUAUAUAAAUACAUGAAAUUAAUAAAGCAUAAUGAUUGUAA